AUGGCGUCUGCAAUCACAGAUGCCUCAAGGUUCGAUGCUCAUACUCAGCCUGUGACUCCCCCUGCGGAAAGGCAUGUACACUGUGCAUCGAGAGAUGCACUUGGGUCUAUCCUUAUUAAGGAUCCUGUUCAAUGCCUUGUGCAGCACUAUGCGAUCGACUUCCGUGUGAUGAGCGCUGCACCGAAAUUCUCGACUGUGGUCAUUAGUGCCCGAGCCUUUGCGGAGAGGACUGCCCAAGUGGUCUAUGCCAAGAAUGCGGCGACAAGCCAGACGCGCGUUGAGUCGGUCGAUGGUGUAGUCGGCCUAGAUGAUGUCUACACAAGAGAUGGAUCUGGCAAGUUCGACGGCCUCCGGGAUAUCUCUGCUGCUCUUGCUAGCACCAUACCAUCGUGUCCUGAUUGCAAACAGCCCAUUCGUCAGUUCGUAACAAAGCGAUACAAUCGUGUCAUCAAUCGAGCUGCUAUGGACGAAACAUGCAAGCGGUUCUUGACCAAAGGACGCAUGGACCUUGAAGCCCUUGAUUCUCGUUUGAAUUCCCUCGCAGACGCGCUUGUUGCUAAAGAUGCGAAGGUGAGCCCGAGCUGCCUUACCAAAGGACAGAUCGGCGCAAGAUAUUAUGCCUUUUACAAAGUUGCAAAGGAAGCUGUGGUCCUUAGUAAAACGAUGGAUACAGAGCAUCAACCGACGAAGCUGCUCAAGGAUGCUAUUGCUUUGGGCCAGAAAUCAGAAGACGAAUCUGUCUCUAUUUCCAGUCAACUUGAAAGACUGAGAAUAUCCACACCAACACCUGACAACCAGAUAACUCUUGGGGCACGAUUAAUCUCUAUCAAUGCCCGAGAAUUCGUUCUUCACGAUAUGUCCAGACUUUUGAAUUCGAAGGCAAAGAUUGAGGAGGCAUUUUUGAUUGUUCAGCUCAGCCAGAUCACCAUACCGUUUCUGAAAGACUGCCAGAACUUGAUCAUUCAAGCCAAGGGCGCGAGCCUCUUCCGUAUUGUCAUCACGGCAACCCUCGCAUUUGCUAAGAUAUCCGAACUGUUCGGAUGGUGCCGUCGCACUCACCCAGUACCCGGAAAGGAAAAACCCGAUGAAAAAGUACGGGAGGGCACCGGGUUAGAAUCUCAUGAGAACCGCAGGAAUACGGCACGUGAGUUCCUUGCCGAUGCUUUGCAUCUAUGCGAUCAGUUGGGUAAUUGUGAGGAGCUUCGAGAGAAAGUCCUGGAGAUGAUUCGCCUAUUCGAAGGCGCUCAAUACGAAGAGGUCACGCCAGAGGAACUUGCAUCCAUCAAGAUUGCCAUGGUUGGCGGGCGAGGAGGCCUGGCGACGAACUCUGGGCACUGGUACAAUUGUAUCAACGGACAUCCUUUUGCCAUCGGCGAAUGUGGUAUGCCGAUGGAGCUAGCGAAAUGUCCUGAAUGUGGAGCGCCGAUUGGAGGACAACAUCACCAAGCUGUUGACGGUGUUUCUCGAGCGGAGCAGAUGGAGUAG
Molecule: messenger RNA, 1485 nt
Organism: Penicillium psychrosexuale
Lineage: Eukaryota; Fungi; Ascomycota; Eurotiomycetes; Eurotiales; Aspergillaceae
Exons: 4
Coding region: 1-1485 (494 amino acids)
Source: RefSeq, a predicted model, not a curated record